Messenger RNA from Colletotrichum karsti, 948 nucleotides. Its product is annotated as putative aldo/keto reductase. Lineage: Eukaryota; Fungi; Ascomycota; Sordariomycetes; Glomerellales; Glomerellaceae. Gene Ontology annotation, cellular component: cytosol. Gene Ontology annotation, molecular function: aldose reductase (NADPH) activity. The transcript has 4 exons. The record is from RefSeq and is a predicted model, not a curated record. Bases 1 to 948 code for a protein of 315 amino acids.
AUGGCACCUCCUAUCUGCACCAAGACUUUCAAGCUGAACAACGGCAUUGAAUUCCCGGCAGUUGGUCUUGGCACCUGGCAAGGCAGUAAAGGAACAGAUGAUGAGAAGGCUUUGGAAGAGUCGAUCAUCCACGCCUUGAAGGUGGGCUACCGCAUGGUCGACACCGCUCAAAUCUAUGGUGUCGAAGAGGUCGUGGGCAGAGCCAUUCGCAAUAGCGGUGUGCCUCGUUCUGAGAUCAUUGUCGUCACCAAGUUCUGGGGCGAGUGGCACCAUGACCCGGCUGCAGCUCUGAAGAUCUCACUGGACACCCUUGGCCUCGACUACAUCGACGUCUUCCUCAUGCACUGGCCCUGGGCUACAACGCCUGCCCCUGAGAAGAAGCCUCUCAAGAAGCAUGAGAGCCCGACGAUCGUCGAGACCUGGAAGAAGAUGGAGGCAUUGGUCGGAGAAAAGUGCAGAGCCAUUGGUGUCAGCAACUUCAUGCCUAAGGUGAUGGAUGAGCUGCUCGCCGAGGCCAAGAUCGUGCCUGCUGUCAACCAGGUUGAGUUGCACGCUUUCAACCCCAACCUGAAGCUGGUACCUUACUGCCAAGAGAAGGGUAUUCACGUCACCGGCUGGAGUACUUUGGGCGGUUCUCGCACGACAAAGAAUGAGAUUCUCAGCCACGAGCUCUUUACAAGCAUCGCCAAGUCGCACGACUGCUCUCCUGGUGUUGUCUCGCUCUCAUGGGCUGUUCAGCGCGGCACAACGAUCAUCCCCAAGAGUGCGAACAAGUCUCGUAUCGAGGAGAACAUCCGCUUGGUCACUCUCACGGAUGAGGAGAUGAACAAGAUCAACGAGGCUCACAAGAUCAUCAGGAAGGAAAGAUUCUCAGAUGGCAUCGACAAGCAGGGCUGGGACAACAUCGAUAUGGGAUACGAAGACGAGAAUGGCAACUGGCUGGCCUAA